CUCCGUCUCUCCUGGGAGCGUAGGUAGGGCUGGCAGUCACGGUUCUUUGGUAGCCAAAGAUAUUAGCAUCAGCUGUGUGCGGGAGCGAGGAGAGCGGUGUGGCGAGGAGUGUCGGUAAUCCAGUUUGUCUUCGCUGUAAACGGCGCGUUUUGAGUGCGCCGAAGGAAGGGAGCAGAAAAAAGAAAGACAGGAAGGAGAAACAAAUCACGAGCAAAACCUAUGGUUGGAAUUCGGAAUUUUUUUCUUCUUUGCCAAUGCAAAAGGAAAUAUGCAGCGAAGCUUCGCCUUGCUCUGCACCAGUUUUCUGGGGCUAUGCCUUGGUUCAAGUUUCCCAACUAAUAUAAAUAUUGGGGGAUUGUUCCCUACCGACUCCCACGAAUAUGAAGUCUUUAGGUUCGCUCUUUCACACCACCAGGAUAUCCCAAAACUGGUGCCUCAAGUGGAUAUGGUCGAAAUCGGGAGCAGUUUUGCAAUGACGUAUGCUUUUUGCUCGCAAUUCUCCAAAGGAGUGUACGCCAUAAUUGGACUGUACGACAAGACGACGGUGAACAUGCUGAUGUCAUUCUGCGGGGCGCUGCACGUGUGCUUCGUCACGCCCAGCUUCCCCAUCGAAACGUCCAAUCAGUUUGUGAUCCAGCUUCGGCCAGACCUCCAGGACGCUCUGGUCAACGUCAUCGAUCACUACAAGUGGAACAAGUUUGUGUACUUGUACAGUACUGACUCUGGACUGACAGUGAUGCAGAGAGUGCUGGACGCGGCAGCUGAGAAGACCUGGCUGGUUACCUCCGUCAAUCUGGAGACGCUGACGGAAGCGGCGCUCCUGAAAUUCUUCCUGGAGCUGGACAAGAAGAAAGAGGGAAAGAUCAUCAUCGACUGCGAGCUCGAGAGACUCACCACCAUCCUCAAAUCGAUUGCGUCCCAAGGGAGGAACCUGAAAAACAAUCAUUACAUACUAGCCAAUCUGGGCUUUCUCGACAUCGAUCUGACGGACUUCAGAAAAGGCGGCGCGAACGUUACUGGCUUCCAGCUGAUGAACUACUCGGACCCUGUGGUGAGCCGAUCGAUACAGGAGUGGCUGGACUUCGACAGCAAAGACCUCAAAAUCCCCAAGAAGCGACUGAAGUACACGGGUGCCCUCACAUAUGACGGUGUGAGUGUGAUGGCGGCCGCCUUUCAGAACCUCCGCAAACAGAGGAUCGAUAUUUCGCGGCGAGGGAACGCUGGUGACUGUCUGGCCAACCCCCCGGCGCCAUGGGGCCAGGGAAUCGACAUUCAGAGAGCCCUGCAGCAGGUUGAGCUGGAGGGCCUGACCGGACGCAUUCAGUUCGAUGAGAAGGGCCGGCGCACCAACUACACAGUCACCGUGAUGGAGCUGGGACCAAAGGGACCCAGAAAGGCAGGCUACUGGAACGAAGUGGAGAAGUUUGUGCGAACGGCGCCAUACCCACACAGCGGCAAUGAAACAUUCGGGCUGCAGAACCGGACCUACAUUGUCACCACAAUUCUGGAAUCUCCGUACGUGAUGCUGAAGAAGAACCACGAUCAGCUGGUCGGGAAUGACAAAUACGAGGGCUACUGCGUGGAGCUGGCCGCGGAGAUCGCCAAACACGUGGGCUACAACUACACGCUGGAGAUCGUGUCAGACGGGAAGUACGGGUCCAGGGACACCGAGUCCAAGAUGUGGAACGGCAUGGUGGGGGAGCUGGUCUAUGGCAAGGCUGACGUUGCCGUGGCUCCCCUCACCAUCACCCUGGUGCGGGAGGAGGUGAUCGACUUCUCCAAGCCCUUCAUGAGCCUGGGCAUCUCCAUCAUGAUCAAGAAGCCCAUGAAGUCCAAGCCGGGCGUGUUCUCCUUCCUGGACCCGCUGGCCUACGAGAUCUGGAUGUGCAUCGUGUUUGCCUACAUCGGGGUCAGCGUGGUGCUGUUCCUGGUGAGCCGCUUCAGCCCGUACGAGUGGCAGGGCGAGGACCCAGAGGAGGGGCUCGACCCCCAGCAGAGCCCCAGCCCCAGCCAGGGCCAGGGCCAGGACCAGCAGAGCCAGAACCAGGGGUCCCCGAGCCAGCAGGGCCAGGCCCAGGCCCAGCAGAACCAGCAGCAGAACCCAGGACAGAACCAGAACCAGCAGCAGCAGCAGGUCCCAGAGCACACCAACGAGUUUGGGAUUUUUAACAGCCUCUGGUUCUCGCUCGGAGCCUUCAUGCAGCAGGGGUGUGACAUUUCACCAAGGUCUCUGUCCGGCCGGAUCGUGGGCGGCGUCUGGUGGUUCUUCACCCUCAUCAUCAUCUCCUCGUACACGGCGAACCUGGCAGCCUUCCUCACGGUGGAGAGGAUGGUGUCACCCAUCGAGAGCGCUGAUGACCUCGCCAAGCAGACGGAAAUCGCCUACGGGACCCUGGAUGGGGGCUCCACCAAAGACUUCUUCCGGAGGUCAAAGAUCGCGGUGUUCGAGAAGAUGUGGUCGUACAUGAAGUCGGCCGACCCGUCGGUGUUUGUGAAGACGACGGACGAGGGCGUGGCCAGGGUUCGGCGGUCGAAGGGGAAGUACGCGUACCUGCUGGAGUCCACCAUGAACGAGUACAUCGAGCAGCGCAAGCCGUGCGACACCAUGAAGGUGGGCGGCAACCUGGACUCCAAGGGCUACGGCGUGGCCACGCCCAAGGGCUCGGCUCUGAGAAACCCAGUAAACCUGGCAGUGUUAAAACUGAACGAGCAGGGCCUGUUGGACAAACUGAAAAACAAAUGGUGGUAUGACAAGGGCGAGUGCGGCAGCGGGGGAGGUGAUUCCAAGGACAAGACCAGUGCUCUCAGCCUCAGUAAUGUGGCUGGAGUCUUCUACAUCCUGAUUGGAGGGUUGGGCCUGGCCAUGCUCGUAGCCCUGGUCGAGUUCUGCUACAAGUCCAGAACCGAGUCCAUGAGAAUGAAGCAAAUCAUCAACGACGCGAUGACGAGCUCCACGCUGAACCGGGCGAGCGGAAACGGCAGCGGCGGCGGGGAGAACGGGCGCGUGGUGGCGCACGACUUCCCCAAAGCGGCGCAGACUCUGCCCUGCAUGAGCCACGCGGGAGACAUGGGCCUGGGCGCGUCCGGGAUGUGAUUCGCUCACGCGCCGCCGCCAUGGAAACACCGACGACCACGCCGGCGUCCGCGACGGCGUCGGGCGACUCCGUAACGACAACAGCGGGAGGAGCGUCGCGCUGCAGAAACCUGCGCAUCCGUCAACACCUACUGCCAAAAUGGACUCUUCUGGAACUACUAUAGACUACUAACUAUCGCUACCGAUAAAAAAAGAGAAAAAAGACACUUUUCUAAAGAGAAAUUGUUUGUUUAAAAAUGAUCGUCUGCUGCAAUAAAGAAGCCGUCCCGUCAGAACUUUUAAGAAGUGUACAUUUCGUGUCGAGAAAUGGGAAGACUGCCCCCACCCCCACCCCACUACCCCAAAAAAGUGACACUUUCUUCUCUGUGCCUGUUCUUUAGUCCUGUUUACGUUUUCUCCACAUGCGAUAUUUGGAUUAUUAUCAGUGUUGAACUGUUGUUUGCCUCUUCCUUUUUCCUUACUACAGCAUCACAUGGAAAGUGUAUUAAAAUCCUGUUUUAUCCUAAUGCCUAUCACAAAUGUGCUGUUUAUACAGUAAGAUGUUUUUGCGUGGCAGAAGUGCAGGUUGUGUUGGAUGAGCACAGUAUGCUGUCGUGGAUUAUCUGUUUGUGAACUCAUCCACACAGUCAUCCACACAAUUAACCACACAAUCAACCACGCAGUCAUCCAAACAAUCAACCACAGUCAUCCACACAAUUCACCACACAAUCAACCACACAAUUAACCACACAAUCAACCACACAAUCAUCCACACAAUCAACCACACAAUCAUCCACACAAUCAACCACACAAUCAACCAAAUUUUGUCUUUUUUAAAAAUCUAUCAGAUAUGUCCCAGUAUAUGUGCACCCUAUUGGCAAAAUUAACCGGAUUUAAUUCAGGCAACAUGUUCCUAAAAAUAAUCUCUUACAUUAUGAGUCAACAUAAAUUAAAUGUCAAUUGCAAAAAGCAAAAAGAAAGAAAAUCUAUGGUUUUGUCUUCAGGCUGGUGCUGUGACAGGGUCCUGUGGGUAUUGUGGAUAUUGUCCUGAGCACGGGGCUUGCUAGAUCAUCAAGCAAAGAAUGUUUAUUUUCUUUAUUCUAGUUAGUCCUUAUUCUGCAGUCAGGUUGAACUGGGUCAAGGGAGAAGAAUUAACCGGCGUAUUUGUUUUCCAUAUCUUUGAAACACAGCUGGUCCGAAAUGUAUUUUAUUUCCUUUGUAAGACAACAUAAGUUUAUACUCUGCUCCGGGGGGACAAGCAGCCUAAUAUAUGUCAAGGAUAUAUGCUGCAGCUGCUGAAUCAUUCCUGGCCUUUAUUUAUGGGAUUCUUUGACAGAUUGCAGUGUUUUCAGAAAAGUGACAGUGUACAUCUUUAUUUAGUGCCCAUGCAAAAUGACAAGGCUUGGCUGUGCGUUUGUGUUGUCUGUGUGUUUGUAUGUAUGUAUAGACAUAAAUAUUGUAAAUAACUUUUCAAAGUUAUCUGUCAUCUUAUCCUUUUCCAAAGAUGGAGCCUGUUGGCGGUGAAGAAAGACCUGCCACAUCAGAUUUUGUGUAGGAGAGGAGGAGAGAUGGGGUAAAAAGACAAGCCAUAGUGCAGCCCUACGAGUGGAGCUAGAGUGUGUGACGGAAUAGAAAGUACAUGUCCUACAGUGCACUGUGCAGAAAUCCAUUUUUACAAAAUAAUCGCCUUGAAGUACAGAGAGAAUUCAAUCAUGUUGAUCGUCCAUUUUAUUUGACUCUUGGUUCCAGGAAUUGUAUUGUGACAGUUGAGUCUAUUUUCACGUUUGCAACAGCCAAUCAGUGAGUCACAUUUCUUGUCACAUUUUUGUUCCAGCUUGUGGGCACAGCAAUACCAAGGCUGCAUAGGACAGCGGACUUCAUGCGUACCAUGAAUCCGCACUCCACACUUGAUUUUCUGUGAUUAAACAAGAUGGUUUGAAAAACAA
Messenger RNA from Conger conger (European conger), 5019 nucleotides. RefSeq names its product glutamate receptor 1-like. The record is from RefSeq and is a predicted model, not a curated record. Bases 269 to 3094 code for a protein of 941 amino acids. The transcript is spliced from 16 exons. Gene Ontology annotation, cellular component: AMPA glutamate receptor complex; dendritic spine; plasma membrane. Gene Ontology annotation, molecular function: AMPA glutamate receptor activity; transmitter-gated monoatomic ion channel activity involved in regulation of postsynaptic membrane potential. Lineage: Eukaryota; Metazoa; Chordata; Actinopteri; Anguilliformes; Congridae. Gene Ontology annotation, biological process: modulation of chemical synaptic transmission; synaptic transmission, glutamatergic.